Molecule: messenger RNA, 2167 nt
Organism: Branchiostoma floridae (Florida lancelet)
Lineage: Eukaryota; Metazoa; Chordata; Leptocardii; Amphioxiformes; Branchiostomatidae
Product: transmembrane protein 69-like
Exons: 3
Coding region: 236-994 (252 amino acids)
Source: RefSeq, a predicted model, not a curated record
GACAGAGCGCAAGCGCUGAGCUGCCAUUACCCAGUGGUACCAGAUCACGUAGCUCCUUGGCUUCUCCUCCGCCGAGCCAGACACGUAAGCGUCUCCUCUCCGCGAGGCGUCUUGAGAAACUGCGCUGGCAGUAAGGACGACCUCCAGACGUCUUUGGUAGCUGACAUUCAACGUCCGAAAAAGCAUACGACUGAAAGGUGCAGAGAGUGGAUCCAGACAGGUGAAUUGAACCAGGAUGUCUCAACUAGGGCGAUGUUUUAGUCUCCUUAGGGGAGCAGUCCCCAGGGUGGUCUCACAGGUGCCAUGUAGAGGGCUGCACCUGGCCAGGUGUCAGCCCCUGCAGCUAUCCAGCAGACCCACCUCCCUCCUAACCCAGUGGGCACGUGGACUGAGCACCUGUCCUCCCAGCACCAAGCCUAAGACCAAACCUGCGCCCACACUAGCCUCCCUCCAGCCCUGCCGACUCAUGAACCAGGCAGCCGAGGCAGUUCCAAAGGAGCCAGAGUCAGUAAAGCAGAUUCUCGGGUACCUCAAGGAUGCGCCGAAUGCCGCUCUGUAUCUCGGUUUGGCUGGUGCUGUCCCAUUUGCGCUGCUCCCAACCUACAUGUUGUUCCAGCAGUGCUACAUCCCGGAGAUUGUGUUCACCCACGCGGCCUGCGGAGCGUCCAUCCUGUCUUUCUUGGGGGGUAUCCGAUGGGGAAUCACCCUGAGCGAGGAGGGCCCACCUCCUGAUUGGCUCAACCUGUCCAUCAGCGUGCUGCCCAGUAUUGCUGCAUGGGGUGCCUUACUGGUCCUGCCUGGUACCUCGGUGAUGGCGUGUAUGCUGGGCUUCGCAUUCACCAUGUGGACUGACGUCUAUCGGCUGAAGGGCUACCCCGACUGGUUCCGUGCGGAGCGGCUGCUUCUGUCGCUGAUCGUGCUUGGCUCCCUCGGCAUCACGCUGGGAAUCUACCUCAGCGACAUGCCCACUAAGAGCCUCAAAGAGAGGAAAUAGAGAUAAAAAACACCAUAUCUUGAAACAACUAUUAGUCAUCUCCUCUUCCCAAAGUUCUGUAAAGUCAUCAUCAAUUAGGUUUGAAGGUAUUAAAGGCGGAUAGGGAACCAUUAAAAGUGCGAAAUGCAAAUUUUGUCAGCUGGUCAUUGCAAUCCUUGAUUGAUAUGUACUAGACAUUGUGUAAGGGAUGAGACUUGUCUUAUUGCUGACGCCUGAAACGACUGAAAUAGAAAGUUGACUUGUACGACACUGUGCCAUUAAGGCAAAUAGAAAACAAUCACGAAAUAUGACAUGCAUGAAAUUUUCAUUUAUAGGAAAGCAUUGGCAUUUGGACCCAAAAACCAUUAUCAUAAAGCAGUACAUAUUCGUAACCUUUGAUAGACACCCAUUUCUUUCCCAGAGAAAAAGCAAAAGAAAUCUAGAUUUAAGGAAAGACAGAAAAACAAAUUAAAGGUCUUUUUGUAAAAUACCCAAAGCCCAUUUGUGUGAUGGAGCUGAAUAGAGUCCAGCCUGUACAAUCAUAUACACAGAAUGCUUGCCUCAAGGUGCUUCUGUUUGAGCUGGAGGAAUUAAUAAAUUUUUGUUUGCCCAUUUUGUGGCAUAUAGACUAUUAACAUUUUGUUGUGUUGUUCAGGUAAUCACUGUAGUUUAAAUUGUUAGUUUUUUUAGAAUCAUCAGUCUGCCUGACAUGGUUACCCUGCCCUGUGCUGAAUGUGUCCUGGAUUGCUGUAUGAACACUAUGCACUCUUAGACUCUAAGAGUAGACACAUAUUCUGUAGAAUCAGAGUUUUGUACUUGUGCCUAAGGACAAUUAUGAUAUGCUUUAAUGAUAUUGUGCAAAAGUUGGGGUAAAAGGCAGUCAGAAGAUGAGAAGAUGGCUUAAGAUUAAGUUGGGCUUACAGUGUAACUGGUAGACCUGAGAGUGGUUAAGAGGUAGAGGUGAAAAGGGAUUUGAAUUGGCCUUGAGAGCUGGAUAUUAAAGGUAGCAACCUGUAUUAAGAAGUAGGCUGGUAUUGGUGGAUAUACUAGAAAAUACCAGAAACUUCCACAUGUAUGUAUGGAGGUCGAACUGAAAAAAAUCAGACCACAGAAUUCUCGCUGUAUGCCAGACACUUGAUGGCUUUUCUUGAUGUGUUAAAAUAAAUGAAAAAUUUAGCUCUUAAAGGGCAAAAA